Messenger RNA from Penicillium cinerascens, 222 nucleotides. RefSeq lists its product as uncharacterized. Lineage: Eukaryota; Fungi; Ascomycota; Eurotiomycetes; Eurotiales; Aspergillaceae. The transcript has a single exon. The record is from RefSeq and is a predicted model, not a curated record. Bases 1 to 222 code for a protein of 73 amino acids.
AUGCCUUGCCUUCCGUGCCCUGCCUUGUCCGAGGAUGAGAACGAUGCUAGCUCAGAUUUCCCUGAGAUCUUCUCUAAUAAGGCCUUGGACAUCGGUUCCUCCACCACACUAAGCGACUCUUACUUAUCUAGCGAGUCUGACUUUGAGGAUGGAUUGGAGUCUGAAGAUGACCUAGCACUAGACGACGAAGAGAAGCAACUUCCACUAGAACACUAUCUCUAG